AUGCUCCGUCCUUUCGCACUGGGCCGGUCCCUUUGGAGCGGCCAGCGCCAAGCGAUCGCACUGGAGCUGCCAGUGCUAUCGGCUGCGAGGGGAUUCGUGAGGAGGAAACACCUUAAGACAGCCUUAUUCUUUCCAGGACAUGGAGUGCAGCGAGUGGGCAUGGCAAGCCCGUGGAUGGACCACUUCCCUCAAAAGACGACCCGCAUGCUAGAUGAGAUGGACUCGAUACUUGGCUUGAAGCUCUCGGAAAUCAUAUUGGAGGGGCCGAACUCCAAGCUGAAUCAAACGGAGAAUGCGCAACCUGCCAUUAUGGCCAUUUCUGUUCUCAUCCUCCGAAUUCUAGAAGAGGAGUUCGGAUUCGAUACCCGAUCCCGCGUCGAUGUCACUCUCGGACAUAGUCUCGGUGAAUUCUCUGCCUUGGUGGCUGCGGGACAUUUGCGGUAUGCGGAUGCUCUCAGAUUAAUUCGCGGUCGAGCCGAGGUCAUGGCUCGAUGCACCCAAAAUAUGGUGGAACGGUGCGGCGAAAGCUUCGGUAUGGUGGCGCUCAUCUGCGAGCCGGACCGAAUAGAGGAUCUGCUGGCGACCGUUCAGGAGUUCUUGGGGCUGGCGACGUCCCGCUUGGAAGACACCAGUCGUUCGAUUCCGCCAAUCUCACAUGUCAUGGUGGCCAACAUCAAUUCACCAAAUCAAAUUGUCCUCAGCGGCAGUAUCCCGCGAAUCAAGGCUCUUUUGGUUCAGCUUCGUCAGUUCGGAGGCCACGACCCCCGUGCGGUGAGAUUGAACUGUGAAAGUCCAUUUCAUAGCCCAAUGAUGUCUCCAGCCACAGAUUACAUGAAGGACACCUUGGAAACAACCCCGGUCACAUUUCCUGCUAUACUGCCGUGCAUCUCAAAUGUCUCUGCGCGACCCUUUCAGUCAAAAGAAGAUUUGGUUGAAUUGCUAUCCAGGCAGUGCACUGCUACGAUUCGCUGGUGGGAUAGCGUCCGGUAUCUUCACCAGGAACGAGGGGCUCGACGGUGGAUCGGAAUCGGACCUGGAAAAGUGGGCCGAAACUUGGUCGGCAAAGAGGUCGGAAGAGUGGAUGUGAAAGGUGGUGGGGUCUGGGCAAUUUGCAAUCCGCGAGAAAUCGAGGAGAUGAUGGAAGCUUUGGAAAAGACCGAAGCAGAAGGUCCCACGGAAGACUAA
This is a messenger RNA of Penicillium oxalicum, 1185 nucleotides long. RefSeq names its product ACP S-malonyltransferase. The record is from RefSeq and is a predicted model, not a curated record. Gene Ontology annotation, molecular function: [acyl-carrier-protein] S-malonyltransferase activity. Bases 1 to 1185 code for a protein of 394 amino acids. Gene Ontology annotation, cellular component: mitochondrion. The transcript is spliced from 2 exons. Gene Ontology annotation, biological process: fatty acid biosynthetic process. NCBI's taxonomy places the organism in Eukaryota, Fungi, Ascomycota, Eurotiomycetes, Eurotiales, Aspergillaceae.